AUGUCAAAUGUGCGUAAGAUACUUAAUGUUGUGGAUUUGUCACAAAUUUUUGACCAAUAUUUCAACAGUAAUGAAAAUGGAUUGGUGCGUCUUCGUAAUCCAAAUCUUAAAUCUUUAGACCACGAUUUUCUUUAUCAUCUAGAACUGGGAACUAACGAUCAUGAUUUCGUGAAGAUGUUUGGAGAUGUUAAGUUUAUCUGCACGGGUGGUACGGCAAUUCGUAUGAAAAAUUUUAUAAAUUCUAUCGAGCCAGAAUUGAGCAAGAAACUUAAAACGAAAUUAGAAAUUUGGCAGCAUUCGUCGUCCCGUUAUUCCAUGUACAAAGUCGGACCUGUUCUUGCUGUAAAUCAUGGAAUUGGAGUCCCCUCCCUGCAGAUUCUCCUUAAUGAACUUUUCAAAUUGAUGUAUUACGCCAAAAUGAAGAAUCCAGUUAUAUUUAGAAUUGGGACGUGCGGCGGCGUGGGCAUUACUCCUGGCACUGUUGUUAUAACAAACGAAGGCGUUGACGAAGAGAUAAAUCCAUAUUUCGUACAGGUGGUGCUGGGCAAGAAGAUUCAUUUGCCAGCGACCCUGGACCGGCAGCUGGUGCGCGAGCUGAAGGCCCUCGUCAACUCGGACGACCCUUACGAUACGAUAAUAGGCAAAACGAUGUGCACCUCGGACUUUUACGAGGGCCAGGGUCGGCUCGACGGCGCCUUCUGCAAGCACACCAUAGCCGACAAGAUGGACUACCUGGCGAAGCUCCAGGAGGCCGGGGUCGUCAACAUCGAGAUGGAGUGCACAGCCUUCGCGGCACUCACCUAUCAGGCCGGCAUCAAGGCGGGCAUCUGCUGCGUCGCUAUGCUCGACCGCUUCAAGGGCGAUCAGAUUCGUACAUCGAACGAAGUACGAAAGCAAUGGGAAUUGAGACCACAAGAUAUUAUUUCCCGUUAUAUAUUGCGCCAUUUAUAAUGAAAAUCAUUUGUUAUAAAGGUCGUUUAAAGAAUUGAACUUCUGCUCAACAAAUACAAUGUCUUCCAACA
This is a messenger RNA of Ceratosolen solmsi marchali, 1022 nucleotides long. Its product is annotated as uridine phosphorylase 1-like. The transcript has 6 exons. NCBI's taxonomy places the organism in Eukaryota, Metazoa, Arthropoda, Insecta, Hymenoptera, Agaonidae. Gene Ontology annotation, biological process: nucleotide catabolic process; uridine catabolic process. Gene Ontology annotation, cellular component: cytosol; cytoplasm. Bases 1 to 951 code for a protein of 316 amino acids. The record is from RefSeq and is a predicted model, not a curated record. Gene Ontology annotation, molecular function: uridine phosphorylase activity.